AAAGGGGUGUCAGGCCCAGCAGCAGCAGCAGCAGCAACAGCGGCAGCGGCUGCACGACCUGAGACUGAGACACAGACAGACGCUGGACGCUGGGCUUGUCGGGAGGAGCGACAGGCACGCAGGGAGGGCGGAAGCCUCACCGGACGAGUUUCAGCAGCUACUAGCUGGCUCUGCCUGUCUGGUCUGCCGGAGAGAGGGAAUUGGAAGCAUCCAGAAAAUCCUGACUGAGUGAGACAUGACAACUACCAUAGUUAAAUGGUGAAGCCAGAUAUAGUCCAAUUGCCAAAACUAAAGGUGUGAUUAUAAUAACAUAUGUGUCUGUGGGUCCUUAUACACACCCACAAACAUAUUGCUGCAGCCAUUCAAAUCGAUUGUUGCAAACUUCAAUAUUUUUGCAAUUUAUGAAAGUUAUUGCAAGCACCAGCAUAGCAAUCUGACAGCUAUGAGGACCAAAAAUCCAUGAAGUACCAUCUGCUGCUAGUGCUCAGCCUCCCAAAUGAUCUGCAACGAGUGAAGAAAAAAAACUGCAAAAAGCAAACAGAGCUAAACAGUCUCUGAACAGAGUAAAUGGCACCAGAACAUGUAAGAAAGUGAUAAAAUUUGAGCAGGAAAUAGAGUGAUAUUGUCAUUAUUCCCAAAGGAGGAAUUAUGUGAAAUUAUCACAUCUUUUGCUGUAUUAGAAUUGGAGUCACUGUGACUUAAUUGUUUGCCAAUUAAGGAGUGACAAAUAAUUUUACAGUAAUGAUUAAAGAACAAGCUAAGGGGUAAUGAGAACGCUCUCGAGGUUGACCUUCGGUGUUCACGCUUGUAUUAAAUUUGACAAUGGAGCUUGCUAUUUUUCCUUCUCUAUUCCUUGUUAACAUGGUACAAAUACAAAUAAAUAUUUGAUCAUCAAUAGUACUCAAAGCUUUUGGAACACUUUAAAAAUACACUCCACUGCCGCAAAUGUAUUGGUUAGAAUUAUGCAUUUGAGCUCUAAAGAAGCCAGUAAGGAAGGAGUUGAAGAACCAAGGAAGCAAAGUGGGCAACAGCACAACAAAAUAAAAUUUGUUUUUUUAAAAAAUUAGCCCGACAUUUAUUCCGAAUCGGCCAUUUUGCCUUUCUUUCUUUCUUUUUUUUUUUUUCAACACACUUGUUCAGUAAAUAAAAUACUCAACCUGCUUUUAAUUCUGAUUCAUCUUUUAGCAUUGAGGAUACAGACUUUCCAGCAAAAGGGGAAAGUCAACAGCUCGCUGUUUUAGAGAAGGCUUCAUAAGUCACCCAGGCAAAUGUUCUUGCUUUAAAACCUUUAGAAAGGUUUUAAAAAGUUUUAAAAGAAAACCACCUGCUAAAUGAAAAGACACUUUUGCUUUUACGCCUGUGCGCGGCAACAAUUUGUGGGGAAGCAGGCAAGGCAGCGUAAUAAAUUGGGUCAUCUGUGGAAUCGGCAAGAAUGCCACCGGCUGCCGAAGAAAUGGGACUUCCUUCGGAUUGCAAAUGGUCUGGGUGGAACAGUGAGCAGCUGAGUUUAGAAAGGGCUUUUUUUCCAUCUGGCCUGGCACGUUGCUAACUGCACCGAAUUCUGGCUUGUGGUCUUGCACAGUCUGUGUGCCUUUUUUCUCCCCUUUAUGCAAUCGUUCUCAGCUUUAGCAGCAGAUAUUUUGGUCUGGUGGGAAUAACAUGCCAGAGGGUGGAUUUGGGGAAAGAUAAAUGAAUACGCUCCGGGUUUACAAGUCCGACUGGAGGAAAUCUUUUUAAAGCCUUAAGUUACUUGAAAACCUUCACUUCUGCAAACUUUUGUCUCUGGAAUUGCGUAAUGCUAUACUGGAAAUCUCAGGCCGCAUGGUGGUUCUAUCCAAUUGAGCAAAAAGACGGCUCACCAUUUCCCGGAGCGCCUCUUCUGCAGUAGCUGUUUCUCCAAAGGACAAGUGUACCCCUCACUCCACUGACUCCAAAUCAACAUGAAUCUGACUGAUUUUCAUUUUUUUAAGUGUUACAUUUUCUUAGCCAACCGUCAUCAUCUUUUAUAAGGAAAUUUUUCACUAUGCAUUUGGUGGAUAUUUAUAAAAACUGAUCUUCUCUUCUGCUUCAGCCCCCCUCGAUUCUGAUCUGUCUUAAAACUUUUGGUCCUAUCGAUAGAAACUACAACCGCAAAGAGAUUUAUUUAUAUUUGCUGCACUAGACAUAGUACUUUUCUUAUGUCAAAAGGGAAAAAAUACAACGAAGCAUGUACGCAGCAGUGGAACAUGGACCUGUUCUCUUCAGCGAUUCCAACAUCCUCUGCCUCUCAUGGAAAGGCAGGGUUCCAAAAAGUGAAAAGGAGAAACCUGUAUGCCGGAGACGAUAUUACGAGGAAGGCUGGUUGGCCACAGGAAAUGGCAGGGGAGUAGUGGGCGUUACCUUCACUUCCAGCCACUGUAGAAAGGACAGAAACACACCCCAGCGAAUCAACUUCAAUUUAAGAGGCCACAACAGUGAGGUGGUUCUCGUGCGAUGGAACGAACCCUUCCAGAAGCUGGCAACUUGUGAUGCUGAUGGUGGAAUAUUUGUUUGGAUUCAGUAUGAAGGCAGAUGGUCUGUGGAGCUUGUGAAUGAUCGUGGAGCACAGGUGAGCGAUUUUACAUGGAGCCAUGAUGGAACACAAGCACUUAUAUCAUACAGAGAUGGAUUUGUGCUGGUUGGAUCAGUCAGUGGACAAAGACAUUGGUCUUCAGAGAUUAACCUGGAGAGUCAGAUCACCUGUGGCAUAUGGACACCUGAUGAUCAACAGGUCUUAUUUGGUACUGCUGAUGGUCAGGUUAUUGUUAUGGAUUGCCAUGGCCGAAUGCUGGCACAUGUUCUUCUUCAUGAGUCCGACGGCAUCCUUAGUAUGUCUUGGAAUUACCCAAGUUUCUUGGUGGAAGACAGUAGCGAGAGUGACACAGAUUCAGAUGAUUAUUCCCCACCACAAGAUGGCCCAGCGGUAUAUCCAGUCCUGGUUCAGAACACCAAACAGCUUCUCACUGUCAGCUUCACAUCAGGAGAUAUUAGCUUAAUGAACAACUACGAUGAUUUAUCUCCUACCACCAUCCGCUCAGGGUUAAAAGAUGUAGUGGCUCAGUGGUGCACGCAAGGAGACUUGCUGGCCGUAGCAGGCAUGGAAAAACUUAGCCAACUGGCCGAACUUAACGCUGCUUCUUUUCUGAAAAGUGCACUCGUCAAGUUCUACAAUAUUCAUGGAGAACACAUCUACACGUUGGAGACCCCUGUACAGCGCCCCAUAAUCUCAAUUUGCUGGGGUCAUAGGGACUCACGUCUGCUCAUGGCUUCUGGCCCUGCCCUGUAUGUUGUCCGAGUAGAGCACCGAGUGUCCAGCUUACAGCUCCUGUGCCAACAAACAAUAGCCAGCUCUUUGAGAGACGACAAAGAUAUCAGUAAAUUAACCCUGCCUCCUCGGCUUUGUUCAUACCUAACCACUGCCUUUACACCAACAAUCAAGCCUCCUAUCCCAGACCCUAACAAUAUGCGAGAUUUUGUUAGUUACCCAACAUCUGGCAAUGAAAGGCUUCACUGUACAAUGAAGCGGACAGAAGAUGACCCAGAAGUUGGAGGUCCUUGCUAUACAUUGUAUUUAGAAUAUUUGGGUGGUCUGGUGCCUAUCUUGAAAGGUCGUCGAAUUAGUAAACUCAGGCCUGAGUUUGUCAUCAUGGAUCCUAAGACAGAUGGAAAAGCAGAUGAAGUCUAUGGAAACAGCUUGAUUUCCACCAUGAUUGAUAGCUGCAACUGCUCUGAUUCCAGUGAUAUUGAACUGAGUGAUGACUGGGCUGGGAAAAAAUCUCCCAAAAUCACUCGUGCUAGUAAAUCACCCAAACUUCCCAGAAUUAAUAUAGAAGCUCGCAAAUCUCCAAAGUUAUCACGAGCUGCUCAGGAGAUAUCAAGAUCUCCCAGAUUGCCAAUAAGAAAGCCCUCCAUAGGAUCACCUAGCCUAACUCGUAGAGAAUUUCCUUUGGAAGACAUCACUCAGCACAAUUAUCUUGCUCAGGUCACAUCAAAUAUCUGGGGAACCAAAUUUAAAAUAGUAGGCUUGGCUGCGUUCCUACCAACCAAUCUCGGUGCAGUUAUCUAUAAAACCAGCUUGUUGCAUCUUCAGCCAAGGCAAAUGACCAUUUAUCUCCCAGAAGUGCGGAAGAUUUCCACUGAUUAUAUCAACCUACCUGUUUUCAAUCCCAAUGUUUUUAGUGAAGAUGAAGAUGAUUUACCAGUGACUGGAGCAUCAGGAGUUCCUGAGAACAAUCCACCUUGCACCGUAAACAUCCCAAUUGCUCCAAUUCACAGUUCAGCACAAGCAAUGUCACCAACUCAGAGCAUUGGGUUGGUGCAGUCUUUGCUAGCUAAUCAGAAUGUGCAACUGGAUGUCCUCGCAAAUCAGACAACAGCUGUGGCAACAGCAGACCACGUGGCUGAUAAUGCAGUCCAUUAUCCAAUCCCAAGCAGAUACUCUAGCCCAGGCCAAGUGAUCUUUGGAGGAGUAGAAAUGGGACGUAUCCUCCAGGUCCCUCCUCAGUUACCCUUGCCACCCCAGAAUGCCAUCCAGAUGGCAAUUGUGGACCACAGAGAUGGGGACAGAGACCACGAACACCUCCAAAAAGCUAAGGCUCUGCGUCCCAUCCCCCAGGUGGCUGAAGGAGACACAGCUGUCUUCAGCACUGCCCAAGAAAUUCAACUGAACAAAAUAAACCCUCCUCCUCCAUACCCCGGAACCAUACCUGCGGCUCCUACUACGGCUCCACCACCACCACCACCUCCUCCAGUACCUCCACAACCUCCGGUAGAUCUCUGUUUGAAAAAAGGUGAUUUCUCUCUAUAUUCAGCAGCCCAUUACCAGACCCCUCUGGGCUAUGAGAGAAUCACCACCUUCGACAGCAGUGGGAAUGUCGAGGAGGUGUGCCGCCCUCGAACCCGGAUGGUGUGUGCCCAGAACACGUACACUCUGCCCGGGCCAGGCAGUUCUGCCACUUUACGGAUUACUUCAUCAGAGAAGAAGAUUCAGCAGCCAUGCACUAGUGCCACCUUGAACAGGCUCACAGUUCCGCGUUAUUCCAUUCCAACAGGGGACCCACCCCCUUAUCCAGAGAUUGCAGCUCAGCUAGCUCAAGGCCGGGGCAUCACACAGAGGUUGGACAAUAGCAUCAUCCAUGCUACACUGCGGAGAAAUAGUAGGGAGGCAGCCCUGAAAAUGGCUCAGUUGGUGGACAGCCAGAGGGCCACUUUGCAGUUCCCACUGAAACUGAAGAGCAAUGUUGUGGGAGCCCAGUACCAGCAGCGAGUGCCAACUGCCCUGUACACAUGCAGCCAGUGCAGCAGCAACACGAACAAUGGCAUCAGCAACACGAACAAUGGAAAUGGGAACAUCAAUAAUAUCAACGCAAGCAGCGGCACAUCAGGCCUCAGCACUAUGAGGCCUGAUAUAACCACAGGAAGCAGCUCUCAGCACAAUUCAGUCAUUGCACACUCAGUCAGUACAUCGCCUUUGGCCUCCCAAUCCUCUUACAAUUUACUGAACCCACUUGACAAUUCUCGGGAGCGGACCGAUUACGUAAACUCUGCCUUCAUGGAGGAUGAGGCUCUUUCUCAACACUGCCCUGUGGAGAAAUCAGCACGCCACGUCCCUGUAGCCAUGGCAGAACCUAACAUUGCUGUAAAAAGACCACCUCCCUAUCAGUGGGAACCUAUGGUGAGCGAGGAGAUAUGGGUUCCUCAAGAAAGGACAGCUCAUAGUACUUUGCCCAACCCUGGUAAAUCCAACCCUCUAGUCAUUGGCCAAGCUCAACAUUUGGAUAUAUCCCGAGCAACCUUUGUUUCCCCCAAAUCUCCAACCAGUCCCACUGCCACUUUCCAGAUGAGUUAUGGUGUUGGAGCACCAUAUUUGGGAAAUUAUAGUAUCCCUCCUCCUCCACUUCCUCCUCUUCAAGGAAUGCAGGUCCCUUGUUCUCCCAAAGAAGCUCUGGCCCCAUCCCAAAUUGUACAACAGGAGCCAUCUGUUGUUCUUCAGCCAGCCUAUCCCUCAAACCUCUCCUACUGCCCUUUGCCUCCCAUGUAUCCUGGAAAUAGUACUUGUUCAAGUUUACAGCUGCCACCAAUGGCCUUGCAUCCAUGGAAUUCCUAUAGCACAUGCCCACCUUCUGUCCAGAGUACCCAGAACGUUCUGCCACCCAAGGCGCUUCUUGUGGUGGACAAAUCUGUUAUGUCUCCACCACCAGUAGAGCCUCCGGGUCAUGUGGGCUCUGAUGUGAUGGCAGAGACAGCAGAUAACUUCCAAGAAGUGCUCUCCUUGACUGAAAGUCCCAUUUCUCAGAGGACAGACAAGUUUGGGAAGAAGAAUCGCAAGCGCCUGGAUAGCCGGGCGGAUGAAGGAAAUAUGCAGGCUAUCACAGAGGGAAAAGUCAAAAAGGAGGCCAGGACCACAUUGACUGACUUCAAUUCCCUAAUAGCCAGCCCAAGACUGGGCAGGGAGAAGAAGAAACUCAAGAGUCAGAAAGAUCAGCUGAAGUCAAAAAAACUGAACAAGAUGAACGAAUUUCAGGACAGCUCAGAAAGUGAGCCCGAAUUGUUUAUUAGCGGGGAUGAACUGAUGAAUCAGAGCCAAGGGAGUAAAAAGGGGUGGAAAACGAAAAGGAACUUGAGGACAGCCAGCGAACUGGAUGAAUUUAAAUGUCGGAAAGCAAACGAGAAGGAAGAUGGGCGGCUGGGAAACCAGGGCUUUGUGUACGUGAUGGCAAAUAAACAGCCUUUGUGGAAUGAGGCAACCCAGGUCUAUCAGCUGGACUUUGGAGGGAGGGUGACUCAAGAAUCUGCAAAGAAUUUCCAGAUUGAGCUGGAAGGAAGACAGGUCAUGCAAUUUGGACGGAUUGAUGGCAAUGCCUAUAUCUUGGACUUUCAAUAUCCAUUUUCAGCGGUGCAGGCCUUUGCAGUAGCUUUGGCUAAUGUGACUCAACGUCUGAAAUGAAAAGAGAAAAACAGUCUAGGGAGGAUUACAAAAAUAAAAAAUAAAAAAAUAAAAAUCCACCCCACCCAAUGGAGCUUUCUCGUAAGGGCCAGCCCAGGAAAUGUCAGGGUGGAGGUCUAGUAGAGUUGCACAAAGGAAUCGGAGAGGAAAGGUGGAAAUGCAACUGGAAAAGUCUACAAGUGCCCAAAGGAGGGCAUCAACUUUAAACACUUGGGGGAAUGGGGUUGGGACCCUUUUGGUUUGGGGUUAAAUUUAUUUGAAUCAAUAUUUUGCUGAUUUUUCGGAGCAAAGGAAGGAUGAGAUCUAUUCGGUAUUAUGCUGGGAAAAUGUGGCUUUUGACUUGUGAUGGUUCUUCUGUGUUUGCUGCAAAAAAUAGCUAAUGUAAGAUGAUAGAGGGAUUUUAAAGAUUGCCCUUCCUUCCUUCUUUCCUUCCUUCCUUCCUUCCUUCCUUCCUUCCUUCCUUCCUUCCUUCUUCCCUCCCUCCCUCCAUCCCUCCCUCCCUUCUCUCUCUCUCUCUCUCUCUUUUUUCUUCACGCUGUUCUGUUCUUUCUAAACCGAGAAAUCAUGGCCCCUCACUUUGGACUUGUUGGUAUUAUUUACAUCAAUUCUAACAGCAAAAAAAGAACAAGAAGGCUAUAUUAUACUUGAAGACAUGUGUUUUUUCCCAGAUAGCUGAGCUCUGUAGGCAUGAUAGAGAUUUGUUGGAAAUCCAUAUCUAAUUUCUAAAAUAUUCUUCAAAAGAAAAGCUAUUACUUUGGGGGUAGUUUGCAAAAGAUGCUGUGUUGAAGAAGCUAGUGAGGUUUUUUUUCUCUUCCUUUUCAUUGUGAUCUGUGAUCUGGAUUAUGAGUCUGUACCAGACAGUAAAAACUAGGGGGCGGGAGGGGGGAGGCCAGGGAAUGAGGCAUGCAGAUACAUGUUGUUUUGAAAUAUUUGUAUUGAUUUUUGUAUGAAUGUAGGAUACAUAUGACUUGGUGUGGCAUUUAAGUAAGAGCUACAUCUUCUGGUCCUCACUUAACAAUGUUUACAAAUUAAAUAAAUAAAAAUGUAACUUUUGAGCAAUUGGAGUUCCACAACAUUGUAGUACUAAUCCAGAAGACUAUUGGCAAAAACUGGAGCACUUUUUGUGAAUUAUAGGCAACAGGUCAGAUUGGCAAACCAAAAUCAGAUCAGGAUUCAGCAUUUGAACUGGAGUUGGUACAUUUAGCUAAGAUUAGCUAAGGGUAGCUAGAUAUAGCUCUAUUUGGCUAAGAUUUAAAAAUGGAUGCACAUAAGCAGAUCGUAGAAAGGGAUUGUCUUAAGGUUUCACUGGAGAAAAUCAAGCUGAGAUAGUUAACAGUCCAAACAAUAUUGUGAUUACUCUUGAACUAUUAUGAGAAAAACUUGAUAUCUAACAGGAUAAGAGAAAAGCUAGUGUAUUACAUUGGAGUACAUUUCCUUUUCUUUUGCUAUUCUUGCCGUAUGAAUUCCACUAAGGAUGGAUGCUAAAUUGUAAAUCAGAAGGUUCCUGGUUUAUAUCCAGCUGAAUCUGUGCUGGUUGAAAAAUAAAACCAGAGGUGGAGAAAACUUCCCUUUUCUCUAUUUUUCAAUUUGAAUAUGACCAUUUGGCAAUAAAUUGGAGUGACAGUACCCCAAUAAAUUAUUUGAAAGUCAAAGCAGAGGGAGAAUGUAAUAGUAUUUUUAUUUAACUUUGGAUAGCGAGAUAUAUUAUUUCACCUUGAUAAAUUGUCUAUAAUGUGUCAAAACCUAUGACAGAUAUUCCAAAAGAGAUGGCUUUAAGAGUACGUGUGUCUGUUUUAUGAACUUAUUAGAUUCCUAUUUUCUUGGCUUUGAGUGUGCAAACCAAAACAGCUUCCAUGAAAUGUUGCAGAUUUCAGGAAAACAACAACAUUUUCCUUAUGCAGAAGUUUUAUCUAGAAGGAAAAGCAUACAGAAAUCAAUUUGGUCAUAAAUAAUCCAAAUGUUAUGUCCCAUAUUUCUCACAACUAGAAAAUUUUUAAAUUGCACACUUGUAGCAUAAGUACAUAAGUAGACUUCUUUGAUUAUUUUAGUAGAAACAAAUUCUAUUAACAAAGGAAUAAGUAGGGAGUGGGAAAUUUGGAGGAGCUGAAAAUUGCCGUUCGCUUCUUGCAUUAUCCCUAGCUUUUGCAGCUUCAUCCACUGUUAUUUCCAUUUUAGAAUGAAAAGGCUUAAAGUUGCAAAAAUAAUAGUUCUAUACUAAAGGGGCAUUUCUCAGGAUGUUGCAUUGUCUAUUUAAUGCAACCACAUGGGAUGAUCACAGAACACAAAAGUAUAAAUUGGUAGCUCCCCAUGUUGUACUUUUCAGCCCUAGACAAUCAUAGUAUUUGCAGCGUCCUUGAGGGAAAGGUAUUGGGGGGGGGGGGCGGAGGGGGAGAAUAAGCAUAUUCCUUUAUUGGAACCACUCAUCAGACAAAGAAGCAGAACAAAAAAGUUACCUAGUCCCCAUACAGUGGAUUCAAAGCAUCCCUAACCUUGUCUUUUCCUGCAGGAUACAGGCUUUGCCCUCCACCCUUUCUUGUUUUGAAUUUCCUGUCCAAAGUUAAUUGGCUUUUUUGGCUUGGAACCAAAGGUAUCUAGGCUCAGACUGUCCCUUCUUCUUGAUCCAGGGGAACAUUUGCCCAUUUCCUCUUUCUGGUACAGGUCCCUGGUGAAAGGGAGUCUCUAAUUCUGGGGAGCAGCUCUUCGGGACCCAAGAGUAGCUGCAUUCUUUGAGCAAAACAUCCAAAGAGAUAACUUUAUUGAAGAACAAAGGUUUCACCUGCUCAGUGUUAUGUCUCAAGUUGUUCAAAGCUCAGAAGUAAGUCUGAUAAAAGAAAUAAAUGAAUGAAACAGCAACCUUGGUUCUGACCAAUCAAGAGGGUUUAUGUGUCUCUUCUAACAGCUACAUUUUUGUUAGAUGCCUGUAUAUCAGAUGAUGGUUGUCCUUGGACAAGAGAAUUUUAAUAAGGCUUCUGAGUCAUGUAAAAAAUAUUUUAGAAUGCAGUUCUUGCUAUAUCCACCAGACACCUUUUUAUGAUAUCUAAUGUAGAAAGUCCAUCUUUCUAAAUUCAUAACUUUGAAUAACCACCAAUUGCAAAGCACACAUUUUUAUUAAUAGGAAUCUUGGCAACAAGUUUUGGUGCAAGAACAAUUUUGUUUCCUGAACGCUGGAUUUCCCCCCCUCCUAUUUGAGGGGAGAAUAAAUCAGUCCUCACAAACAGUAUAGAGGUUAGACAGACUGUAAGUCAGAAACCUGUGGUGUGUCCAACACUUUUGGAAUCCAAAUCUUAUCAAUCAGGUAGCAGGACUAGCAGUUAAGAAUAAAAGACAGGAUCCAAUACGAGUUGGAAAGCUGCAGAAUUCAUCUUGCUGUCCUGCUCCACUCUCAUUUGUUGGAUCCUUACUCGAUUCUAAUUCCAGAGGAGAGAUGGGUACCUUUUGAUGAUUUGAACAGAUUAAAAAUAAGCUAGAAAGAAAUUUUGACAGGGCAGAGAUGCAGUGACAUUGAAAGAGAUUCCCAGAGAUUUUUGAUCCACAUACAUGUGAUGCAUUAUGCCUAAAUCAAGUGUUACAUACUGUUUUGUUUUAAUUGUCCUAAACAAUCAGACUCCUCUUUUUUGGCUAUUUGCACACUUUGAAAGUGCCACCAAAAAAUAAAAAAAUGAUUUAUUUUGCUCAACUAUCUCUCCUUAACAAACUGCUGCAAUUUUCCAUUCUCCAAUAGCAUAAAUUGCUUUCCAUGUCUAAAUAUUCUCAACCUAAGCAGUGUGUCCCAACCUAAGCAAUUUUAUGAUAUGUGGAAUUCAAGAAUCCUCCAAUAAACAUGCUGGCUGGGGAUUUCUGGGAAUUGAAGUUCACACAUUUUAAAGUUGCCAAGGUAGAGAAAGACUGAUUUUGCCCCUGAAGAAAUUGCUGAGAAAGAUUUAACAACUGUCAUUUGCCGUAAAGUCCGCCAUUAUAUUCUGAGACUAUUUUGAACACCCUGUUGUUUUAAUUACUGGCCAUUCCCCUCUAAGAAAUCAUCCUCCGCAUUGAUGCAUUUGGAUAUUGCCUCCAGCACUCCUUGGUUGCUUAAUAAACAAAUAUAAUUACAUUAUAUUUGGUUUACAGUGUGAAAUUGAGGGUUAUUUUUAGGCCUAUAAGAAACCUUUAAUUGGAAAUGAUUGUUUUUAUUUAUAUAAAGCUUGAUCAUGUAUAUAUUAUUUUAUAUGCUGCUCCAUUUCUGAAGGCUCUUGAGUAUCUUGACUUGUGGUAUUUGGUAGUAUCAUAUACUUUUCAUCAUGGAAACAUAUAGCUUCAUACAAAAUACAACAAAUGCACUGCUCAGAGCCCGUCCCUGAGGGAGAUGGAUGGUUUAGAAAUAAAAUGGAUGGGUGGAUGGAUGGAUGGAUAGAUAAGAUAGACAGACAGACAGACAGACAGAGAUACAAAACCCAGAAACAAGAAUUGGCAUGUUCAGAACUUGUGCCAGCAUUUGACGUUUUGAGUCAUCAUCAUCAUCAUCAUCAUGUCCUGUGCAGAGCCCAUUGGCCAGUAAAUGAUUUCCAGCAGUUUUGAUUGUUUGCAACAUCUUUAGUUACAUCCCAAGAUACAUUAGUAAUCUUAAAAUCUUCCUUAAAUGUUUGGCGCUAGGUUUUCCGAGGCUGGCUUCAUUUCCUAUUUCCUCUAGGAAUGUGCAAUUUUGGAUGCCAGUCUUUAGGCAUGUCUAAGAUAUGACCAACAAAUUGCAUUUGACAUUCAUUCACAGUACUUGAUAGUGUUCUAAAUCUGAUCUUGGAUACUACAUAACUUAUAGUAGCCACCUGUUAAUGUCUCACAGUAAUUUUGAACUAGCUUUAGGGCUUGUAGCAAGGACCAAAUCUAGUUAGUCAAACUUACAGUGCUACUUGAAGUGAUGCCAUAGAUAAAUAAGACUAUUAGGACUUAAUGAAUGAGAAAAGGGCUCACCAGACUACUUUGUUUUAACUGUUUAACUCAUUUGUUUUAAAUGAGUUCUGAACAUGUUAACUAUGAUCGAAUGUAAUUUCUGGAAACGCCCAACUCCCAUCCCAAAUGAAUGAAGAAAAGCAAAUGCAGGAAUACUAAGUGUUCUAUGAGUUGAUGUUUAAGAAAGAAAACAACAACUGCAAAGUAAAUUAUUAACAGCAAUGGUUUGAUACUACAUAUAAAGUAGCUGAAAGGGAACACAGGUUUAUACAAGGCAUUCAAUUAUUUUUUUGGACUGAUACAAGCCUCAUAAUUUCUUUCUAACUCUACGUAACAUUACAAUAAAAUCUGUGAUCAUUUCCUCCACUUUAUUUUGUCUAAUGGAUAAGGCACCAGAUUGGAAACCAGGAGAGUGUGAGUUCUAGUCUUAUAUUAGGCAUGAAAGCCAGCUGGGUGACUUUGGGCCAGUCACACACACUCAGCCCAACUCUCCUCACAGAGUUGUUAUGGGGAAAAUAGAAGGAAGGAAUAUUAGGUAGGUUGCCAUCUUGGGUUAUUUAUACAAAUAUUAAAGGCAGGGUUAAAAAACUGAAAAAAUAUCUUUUUCAUAUAUUUUAUAUAGUAUUUAUACGUUUCAAUGAGAAUAUAGAAUCUUGAGUUUUACCACAAAUAUUUUAUUGGAAGGGAAGUCUUUGAAAAUAUACAAAAAUUAGAAAUAUUUUGGUGUAAUUGUUUUUGUUGUGUUUGUGAAACUGGGAAAGACCAAAUAACUUAAACUUAAAAUGGAGUACUGGUAAGGAAAUACUAUAGUAGAGGAAAUCCUUCAGCACUAAGCUUAUCUCUUAGGUUUCUUUGAGCAACUUUGGUAGUUCUAUGCAUCACUGGAUUCAAGACUUUACUCAAAAUUUAGUGAUUUUGAGUCAUUUUGUUUACAGUAAUGAGUUAUGGUAGUGUUACAAUGGAACCUCUCAUCGGAUUGACUAGCAAUCUGGCUCAGUACAUUUUGAAGGCACUUGACACAAACAUUAAUAAAUCUAAGCAUUGCUGAAUUAAAUCUUACCUAGAUAACAAUCCUAUGCUGUACUAUAUGUGGAUUUUGAAUAAGAAAGGAUGGAUAGACAUAAAUGAAGUAUGAAAUAAAUAAAUCCUGCCCCUUCAGAGAAAAUAUUUGUAAUAUCCUGCACCGGUAAAAUAUACAUUAAGACCUGUGUUGCCCUUGCUUGUUCCUUCUUUGAUAAGCAAGACCUGCAUAUACAAGAUAUUCUUUGGGAGUUUGAGGAAAAUGCCUUUAAACUUGAUUGAAUCAUUCCAGCAGUGAGAUAAUUAUCAAGCAUGCAAUUAGUGGUCACCUUUGCCAAUUACCUAGGGAGAUUUAGAUACAAUGUAACAUGCCUGCAUGGUUGGCCAUUGCUCAUUUUCUCUAUCAAGAUUUUUUUCCACUAUUUAUGUAAAUACAGACCUUUGUUGGCCAAUAAUUUUGUAAUGGCAUGGCAGGUAAUCAUAGACAAGUGAAUCAGCAGAGUAUUUUGUCUGUCCUGUUCACAGUAUUUGGUUACACACAUAAAAAAAAACCUCCAGCUCUCAUAUGCAUCUACAAAUUUAAAGAAAGAAAAAUAAUAAUAUCAGAAUCAGUUUUUGUAUUUGUUGUUGUUAGAUGCGAAGUUGUGUCCGAUCCAUCGCGGCCCCUUGAACAACUUUCCUCCAGGCCUUCCUGUCCUCUACCAUCCCCCGUAGACCAUUUAAGCUCACACUGCUUCAGUGACUCCAUCCAGCCACCUCAUUCUCUGCCGUCCCCUUCUUUUGCCCUCAAUCAUUCCCAGCAUUAGGCUCUUCUCCAGUGAGUCCUUCCUUCUCAUUAAGUGGCCAAAGUAUUUCAGUUUCAUCUUCAGGAUCUGGUCUUUUAAAGAGCAGUCAGGGUUGAUUUCCUCUAGGACUGACAGGGUUGAUUGCCUUGCAGUCCAAGUGACUUUCAGGAGUCUUCUCCAGCACCAUAGUUCAAAGGCCUCAAUUCUUUGACGCUUAGCCUUCCUUAUGGUUCAACUUUCACAACCAUAUAUUGCAACUGGGAAAACCAUAACCUUGAGUAUACACACUUUUGUUGGCAGAGUGAUGUCUCUGUUUUUUAGUAUGCUGUUUAAUUUUGCCAUAGCUUUCGUCCCCAGGAGCAAGCGUCUUAAUUUCUUGGCUGUAGUCCCCAUGUGCAGUGAUCUUGGAGCCCAGGAAAAUAAAAUCUGUCACUACCUCCAUUUCUCCCCAUCUAUUUGCCAGGAAUUGAGAGGGCCGGGAGCCAUGAUCUUAGUUUUCUUAAUGUUGAGUUUCAAGCCAACUUUUGCACUCCCCUCCUUCACCCGCAUCAAGAGGCUCUUUAGUUCCUCUUCACUUUCUGCCAUUAGAGUGGUAUCAUCUGCAUAUCUGAGGUUGUUGAUAUUUCUCCUGGCAUUCCAACUUGUGAUUAAUCUAGCCCCGCCUUUCUCAUGAUGUGCUCUGCAUAGAAGUUAAAUAGGCAGGGCGACAGUAUACAACCUUGCCGAACUCCUUUCUCAAUUUUGAACCAAUCAGUGGUUCCAUGUCCAGUUCUCACUGUUGCUUCUUGACCCGCAUAUAGGUUUCUCAAGAGACAAAUAAAAUGGUCUGGAACUCCCAUCUCUUGCCACAAUUUAUUGUGAUCCACACAAUCAAAGGCUUUAGCAUAGUCAAUGAAGCAGAAGUAGAUGUUUUUCUGGAACUCCCUAGCUUUCUCCAUGAUUCAACACCAUAUAUUGGCACUUAGAUCUCUGUUUUUGUAUUAGGUGACUCCUAUGAGAGAAAUGAAUAUGAUAGACAAGAGAAAUGGUUGUUACCUCUUCUGUUCCUUCUAGCUCUUUAGGACCAAUGUACUACUACAAUUGUCUUUCCUGCUUGUAGCAAAACUUCUAUCCAGCGGGCACUCAAACUAAGAAGCAGCCAGUGAAAUCAUUCAGCUGAUGGUCCCUGCUCGUUAUAGCAAUAGAGCUAGUUAGAAAUUCAACGGUAUAACAAGAAUUUUUCAAAUCAAAUGUUUCAAAAUACAAUUGGAAAAACUGAACCAUUAAAAUAGGUAAUUUUAAUGACAGCUUUCCAUGUUGCAAUUGUGGGCCUUUAUUGCAUACUAUUUCCAAAUAAUACAGGAGUACAGAGGGAAUAGAAUCUGAUUCAGGUCUAAAUACAGAUACAGUCUGGGUUUUCUAAAUGAAUACAUUAUAUGCAACUGACCCCUGACUGAAAUAUACUGAAGAGUUAGGAGGAUCUUCAAAUUAUCCUCUCUCUCUUUCCAUUUUGUGUCCACCCUCUCCCCAGAUUUGUUCUUCCCCUCUUUUUUGUGGUGAAGAAUUUUUAAAACUUGCUGUUCGCUGUAGAUACAACUUUUGUAUUACAGAAUUGCAUGGGGAUAUAGUUUGGUUGAGGCACUGUGGUCUUUAUUGAAAAAUGCAUUUGUUAAUAAAAAUGCAUAAUUCGGGUACUUUAAUUUUGAUAAAUGUUUUUGAAUUUAUCUGCUUUAUUUCUUUUUGUGUUGUUAUUUGAGGAACGGGUUUUGUGGUUUUUUUUCUUUGUUUUGCUUCAUCUUGGGGUUCAGUUUUCUCCAUGUUUUUACAAAAGUAUGUGCUUAGAUAAUGUAAGUUUCCUAAACAUGCGUAACUUGCAUGACACUCUCAGUUCUGUAGAGAAAUUGAUACAUUUCUCUGAUUGCUGCACCUAUGAUAUUUUUAAAUGGCCCUUUCAAAUAAUUGGUUCAUUUUUUGAAAAAUCUUCUAUUCAGAUCUGAUUUUCAUUGUAAUUAUGAACCGUGCCCUGAAUUGCCUCUCCUGUUAUGUGCUCUGUGUAAUAGAUUGUGGAGAAGAUACCUAGAAAGCAUUAAGUGGUUUCCCUUCAAUAAUGUGAUUUGUUCCAACUUUUGACUGUCUACAUGAUUGAGAUUGGGUUGGUGGCCCUAAUAUCCUUGAUGAUUUGAAACUGUAAGAAUUGUCCAGGUGUUGCUUAUUAAAUUUUUUGCAAGCUAGAGAA
Messenger RNA from Pantherophis guttatus, 15907 nucleotides. RefSeq names its product TUB like protein 4 (gene TULP4). Gene Ontology annotation, molecular function: protein binding. Lineage: Eukaryota; Metazoa; Chordata; Lepidosauria; Squamata; Colubridae. The record is from RefSeq and is a predicted model, not a curated record.